Molecule: messenger RNA, 2430 nt
Organism: Spea bombifrons (plains spadefoot toad)
Lineage: Eukaryota; Metazoa; Chordata; Amphibia; Anura; Pelobatidae
Gene: ALAS2
Product: 5'-aminolevulinate synthase 2
Exons: 11
Coding region: 147-1973 (608 amino acids)
Biological process (GO): hemoglobin biosynthetic process; erythrocyte development; heme biosynthetic process
Cellular component (GO): mitochondrion; mitochondrial matrix
Molecular function (GO): 5-aminolevulinate synthase activity; pyridoxal phosphate binding
Source: RefSeq, a predicted model, not a curated record
GUGAAACUUCCUUGACCAAUGAGAGCUACCGAUGGGUCUGCUAAGCCACGCCUACCUCCCUGCAAAAAGAAAAGAAAAAAAACACUCAUCCAAGUCACUUCAUGUUCGUCCUCAGUGCAGGGCAACAGACACUGUGACAUCUGAACAUGGUUUCCCUCAUUAAAAGCUGUCCCUUCUAUGCCCGGGACCCCACCAUAUUCCUACGGGCUACCCGCCCUUUGCUCCUACGAAGUGCUGAGCGCUGUCCAGUCAUGGUGACCCGGAGCCUGGCCACUUCCGUGGAACUCCAGCAAAGGAAUAAGGACACUGUGCCGCCCGCUGGAGUCUCCACUGGAGCCUCCAACAGGCGUACCUUGGCUCAAGCUGCCCCACAGGCUGCUACAGCGACCAGCAAGUGCCCAUUUAUCGAGACCGAGAUGGAAAGAGGCGAGAGCAUGAUUGUGCAGGAAGCUCGGCCAGAGGUGCAGGAGGAUCUGAGGAUGUUCAAGACAGAUGCUCUUAACUCCCUGCUGAAGGAAGUUCAGACCAGCCUGAAAAAGAAAUUCCUGGGAAUUCCUCAAAAAGUAAACCUUGGAACGGGCGCUCCCCUCACUCCAACGCAUCUCAUUAAACAGAACAUGACAGGUGGAGCUGCCUUUGGCUACGAUGAAUUCUUCAGCCGGAGGAUUGAGGAGAAGAAACGUGACCACACGUAUCGGGUGUUCAAAACCGUGAACCGCAGGGCAGAUGCCUACCCGUUCGCUGAGGAUUACUCUGACCUCCAGGGCGAUAAGAAGGAAGUGUCUGUUUGGUGCAGCAAUGAUUACCUGGGCAUGAGCAGGCACCCAAGGGUGCUGCAAGCAAUCGCGGAGACCCUGGGGGAGCAUGGUGCUGGGGCUGGCGGAACCAGGAAUAUAUCCGGUACCAGCAAAUACCAUGUGGACCUGGAAUGUGAACUGGCAGAUCUGCAUGAUAAAGACGCGGCCCUGCUUUUCUCUUCUUGUUUUGUGGCAAAUGAUUCCACCCUUUUCACACUGGCAAGGAUGCUGCCAGGCUGUGAGAUUUACUCAGAUGCUGGGAAUCAUGCUUCCAUGAUCCAAGGAAUCCGAAACAGUGGUGUCGCCAAAUAUGUCUUCCGUCACAACGAUCCUGCUCACUUGGAGGAGCUGCUCCAGAAAUCAGAUCCAAAGAGGCCCAAGAUCGUGGCAUUUGAAACCGUUCACUCUAUGGAUGGAGCUAUCUGCCCUCUGGAGGAGAUGUGUGACGUAGCACACAAAUAUGGGGCGCUGACAUUUGUGGAUGAGGUGCAUGCGGUGGGCCUAUACGGAUCACGUGGAGCAGGCGUUGGUGAGAGAGAUGGAGUCAUGCACAAGAUGGAUAUCAUUUCAGGAACUCUGGGGAAGGCUUUUGGCUGUGUUGGUGGCUAUGUGGCCAGUACAGCUUCUCUCAUAGACACCGUGCGCUCUUAUGCCGCCGGCUUCAUCUUCACAACUUCCCUUCCACCAAUGGUGCUGGCUGGAGCAGUAGAGUCCGUGCGUGUCCUGAAGAGCGAGGAAGGACAGUCCCUCCGCCGUGCUCAUCAGCGUAAUGUGAAGCACAUGCGCCAGCUCUUGAUGGAUGCAGGGCUACCUGUCAUCAACUGCCCCAGCCAUAUCAUCCCUAUUAGGGUUGGGAACGCAGCUUUAAACACCAGAAUUUGUGACGUUCUUCUGUCCGAGUAUGACAUUUACGUGCAGGCCAUCAACUACCCCACCGUGCCACGAGGUGAAGAGCUUCUCAGACUUGCUCCCUCACCCCACCACACUCCCGCUAUGAUGAGCUACUUUGUGGAGAGCCUUGUGAAGGCCUGGAAAGAGGUUGGGAUGCCCCUGCAGCUGCCAUCGGCCGCAGAGUGCAAUUUUUGUCACCGUCCGCUCCACUUUGACCUGAUGAGUGAAUGGGAGCGUACCUACUUUGGGAACAUGGAACCCAAGUAUAUCACCAUGUACGCUUAAAUGUAAACAAGAUCCUUCAGCACCCACGGAGACACAUCCUUCUACGCCUGAAGACGCACAAAAUUAUAUUACAUGUUGCCCGUCACCCACUUUUACCAUGAACCUCAGCAUCUUCUUGGGCCUUUUUACCCUGGCUGCCAGUCCUAUUCAUGGAUUGGCUCCAUUAUCUUUAUCAGACCAAUUAGACUAAUUGUCUUAGACCGAACUAGUUAUUUAAACUCAAAUUCAUGUAUGCAGCAGGAAGGUGCAACGUAUACCAUCUAGUAAAAUGACCAUCUCCAUUGUUAAAGAGUGUUCCUACAUACAGGUUUGUCAAUUUUUCAGUCCCUGUCUCCCCAGACAUUUUUAAAGCUCUUAGAGUCCAUGGCUUGUUGGUGGGUGUGUUGGUUCCAUUGUUCACACUUAAAGAUUACUGACAAUAUCAUUAUUAUUGGUGUGUCGAGCAUUUUUCUAUAAA